This is a messenger RNA of Arachis ipaensis, 1458 nucleotides long. RefSeq lists its product as uncharacterized. The record is from RefSeq and is a predicted model, not a curated record. NCBI's taxonomy places the organism in Eukaryota, Viridiplantae, Streptophyta, Magnoliopsida, Fabales, Fabaceae.
AUGGCUUCGAAGAACGUUUAUGUCAUUAUAUACCCUAAUGCAGAAAUUUCUCAUACGGCAGAAGGUAUUACAUUUGUAUGCGACGAUCCACUAUGGAUAAUGAUUCCGCCACAGAUAUCGUUGCAAGAUCUGAAGAAUCUGAUUCUGAUGCAUACCGGCAUGGUGGAGAAAAAAGAAAUCACGAAGCUGACUUACAGGAUACCUGUUGCGGUGGCCAACUCGUUUGCGUAUAAAAAAAUACAGAUAAAAUUUGAUCAGCAUGUGUCGAUGAUGUUUUCUUAUCAUCGCAGCAUAGGAAGCAUCUAUUCAUUGGAGCUUAGUCUGAAUCUUCAAGAUAUUGGUGGAAGCUCAUCCAGUUCCAAUAAUGUAGAGGGUGUCAGAAAUCUGGGAGCGGCUGAUUUUGUUCCGGGUCGGGAUACCAGUAGGGCCCGUAGUCCAAGCUUUAACGCGUUUGUUACGCGGAAACAAAAUGCAGAUAUUGGUGUAGCACGCCCCUCCCCUUCUGCACUUGUUGGGUUGGAUAGGUAUCCUGAUGCUGGCAUUGCAGAAACGUCUGAGGAGGAUGAGAUUGAAGAUUUCAGCGGUGAUGAGGCAGAAGCCGUAUCGGAAACGCAGCCUCUGCAUGGCGACUUUGUUCCUCCAACACGUGUCGAACCGGUAGGUGGUGGUGUAUCCUCCAGCAUACCAGUACACUACUUGUCCUUAAAUCUUGGAGCAAUGCAUUCGAGCAACGCAGAGGACAGAUCGAGCAGCUACGCUGUGUCAGGCGAGAUGGAGCUCGAGAUUGGGUUGAAGUUUCUUAACCGGGAAACAGCGAUGCUGGCAGUCAAAAACUACAACAUCCGUAGGAGUGCAGAAUAUAAGGUGGUAGAGUCAGACCAAAGUCGGUAUGUUUGUCGAUGCAAACAGUUCGGGGAUCAAUGUCGUUGGAUGGUACGGGUUGCGAAAACAAGGUCUUCCAGAUUUUGGGAAAUUCGAAAAUACGAAGGGCCUCAUAGUUGUUUGGCAAGUUCAAUGUUUCAAGACCACGCUCAACUUGAUAGCAAUAUCAUCUGCCAGCACAUAUUCCCCAUGGUGCAUGCUGAUGCGACAAUUUGUGUAAAGGUGUUGCAAGGAUCGGUUGAGUCAGCGUACGGGUACAAGGUGUCUUACAAGAAGGUUUUCUGGUCGUUCCCUUCAUGUGUUGAAGCUUUUAGGCACUGUAAGCCGCUGGUGUCAGUGGACGGUACACAGUUGUAUGGUAAGUACGCAGGCACCCUUCUCAUGGGUAUAGCACAGGACGGAAAUAACAACAUUCUACCCGUCACUUUCGCACUUGUCGAAAGAGAGAACGUAAAUUCAUGGUACUUCUUCCUAACCAAUUUGAGGAGACAUGUAGCAACUCGGCCAGGAGUUCUGCUUAUCUCGGAUUGGCAUGCGACAAUAAAGGCUGCAUUGGAGCGCAAAGGAUGUGGCUAG